GAUAUGCGACGUUGUUGCUCGCAGAGCACAACAACAAGACGCUCAACAAGGCCACGCUUCAUGCUGUCUCUGCAGCGGCCAAGUUGCCGGGCUGCACCUCAGUGGAUUUGCUGGUUGCAGGCAGAGGCUGUGGAGACGUUGCUAAAGCUGGAGCUGCCAUCCAGGGUGUCAGCAAGGUUUUGGUGGCAGAAUCUGACCAAUUGGAGCACCCUGUGGCAGACACCAUGGCAGAUUUGCUAGAGGCCCUGCAGAAGCAGAACGGCUACAAAGCAAUCGCCGGUGUUGCUAGCUCCCUGGCGAAGGAAACUUUGCCGCGUUUGGCAGCAUCUCUCGAUGUGCAGCCCAUUACAGACAUAGUUGAUGUCGGGCAGGAGGAUGGCGUAUUUUGCCGGCCGAUGUACGCUGGCAAUGCCAUCGCUACUGUCAAGACAAGCGAUUCAGUUCGACUUUUGACAUUCAGGCAAACAGCCUUCGAGGCAGCAGGAGAGGCGUCGAGUUCUGCACCUACAGAACCACUGAGCGUCUCAACCUAUGCGGGAGCAGGCAUGCAAUGGCUGAAGGACUCGGAAGCUACUAGUGACAAGCCGCAGCUCAGCAGUGCUAGCCGAGUUGUUGCUGGUGGACGCGGCCUGAAGAGUGGGGAGAACUUUGAGAAGGUGCUGGAACCUUUGUGCGACAAGCUAAAGGCUGCACUGGGCGCUUCACGGGCAGCGGUAGAUGCAGGCUUCGUUCCCAACGAGCUGCAGGUUGGCCAGACUGGAAAGGUCGUGGCACCCCAGCUGUACAUCGCGGUUGGCAUCAGCGGGGCGAUCCAGCACUUGGCAGGCAUGAAGGACUCCAAAACCAUCGUUGCAAUCAACAAGGAUGCAGACGCACCGAUUUUUCAGGUCGCGGACUAUGGCUUGGUGGCCGACCUUUUCGAGACUGUGCCAGAGUUGACCAAUAAGGAGGGCUACGAUCAGAAGACGCGGCCCAUGGUGGACUUGCUGUUUGUCGUGCCUGCGGAAGAGUUGGUGCAGUGGCACCAGUCGAAUCUGAAGGCACAUCCGGCACAUUACUCUGGCCUCACCAGGCUCUUGGGCAGCGGUCAAGUUAGCUGCUUGCAACGCUGGGGCCCUGGCGUUCUAUAUCUACCGGAGGUGCAGCUGAAAAGCACUGAAGGGGGGGUAGUCACAGCAAAAUAUGGGGUGAUUACCUUCGCCGACUUGCUGCAAGAUUUAGAAAACUGGAGAUCACUGUACAUAGCUGGGAGGAUGCAAAAGCCACACCUCCUCACCUGGCAUCGUGACGCCGCAGAUGCCCAACAAAGACUUGAUGUUGCUGUGGUGAAGAAUCGCCGUUCUGCCCUUGCAGCAGCUCUACUGAGCGCUUCAGAAGAGAGUCUGAGUGUGGCCUCGCUGCUAUCCUCAGUAGUUGGCCUUUCCUACGGUGGUGAUAUUCGCGUUGGCUUGGCGGAGAACCCAAACAAGGUGCGCAACAUUGUCAAUGCGCAGACAGAUCUGCUGUGGUCAAUCUACCGACCGCUUGCAGAAAAACUCGAGGUCGAUGUGUCCGAGGCGCCCUUCGAUGAAGGCUUGAGCGGUCUUGUGCGCUUCAAUGCAUCAGCUGCUGGACGGCAACGCCUGUUCUCCACGUUGCCGAUGGCAGUGCAGCGUCGAGCUUGCGCCCAGGCAGGUGCUGAAGAUCCCCAUGCCGCGCCCCUUCGUCGCAGUCUGCAGUCCAUCGUGCGACGAGCCUCCAUCCAGCAGGCAGUGAAAGGAGUACUAAGCUCUGGCCCAAGCAGAAGCUUGCGAUACGUCGUGCAGAAGGUAGCCAAGCGCUUGCGCUGA
Effrenium voratum is the source of this 1829-nucleotide messenger RNA. NCBI's taxonomy places the organism in Eukaryota, Dinophyceae, Suessiales, Symbiodiniaceae. The record is from the annotation of a GenBank genome assembly.